Molecule: messenger RNA, 1032 nt
Organism: Nerophis lumbriciformis (worm pipefish)
Lineage: Eukaryota; Metazoa; Chordata; Actinopteri; Syngnathiformes; Syngnathidae
Source: RefSeq, a predicted model, not a curated record
AUGGGGAAAGACUACUACGACAUUUUGGGAAUUAAAAAAGACGCUUCCGAGGACGACAUAAAGAAAGCUUAUCGUAAGCAAGCUCUUCGCUAUCACCCGGACAAGAACAAGUCGCCAGGAGCUGAGGAUAAAUUUAAAGAAAUCGCCGAAGCUUACGAUGUCCUGAGCGACCCAAAGAAAAAGGACAUUUACGACCGAUUUGGAGAAGAAGGACUGAAAGGAGGUGGACCAUCUGGUGGUGGCGGCGGUCCUGGCAACUUUAGCUACACGUUCCAAGGCGACCCACACGUCAUUUUUUCAGAGUUCUUCGGUGGUCGAAAUCCUUUUGAGCAAUUCUUUGGUGGGCGCAAUGGUGGCAUGGAUGAGGACAUGGACACUGAUGACACCUUUGCCCGCUUUGGAAUGGGUGGUAGCGGCUUCCCUCGCUCCUUCAGCUCAGGUAUGGGAGGCUUUGGCGGUCACAGUAGUGUUGUGAAGAAACAACAAGACCCCCCUGUGGUCCAUGAUCUUGGGGUGACCUUGGAAGAAGUACUGUCUGGUUGCACAAAGAAAAUGAAGAUCUCGCGCAAAAGGGUGAAUCCCGACGGGCGAACGCUUAGGAGAGAGGAGAAAAUCCUGGAGGUUCAGAUAAAGAAGGGAUGGAAGGAAGGCACUAAAAUCACGUUUCCCAAAGAAGGGGAUGAAACCCCGACAAACAUUCCAGCUGAUGUGGUGUUCGUGUUAAAGGACAAACCGCAUGCUGUGUUCAAGCGUGACAACUCUGACAUUGUUUACACAGCCAAGAUCUCACUUCGAGAUGCCUUAUGUGGCUGUACAGUCAACGCGCCUACACUUGAAGGCCGAGUCGUAACAGUGACAUCAACAGAUGUGGUGCAGCCCGGGAUGAAAAGGCGCAUUAGCGGAGAGGGGCUGCCGUAUCCUAAGCGUCCAGACCGUCGAGGUGACCUGAUUGUGGAAUAUGAGGUGAAAUUCCCUGAACGGCUCAGUCAAAGUGCUCGGGACACCAUCGCCUCAGUUCUUCCUCGGUCGUAA